This is a messenger RNA of Drosophila grimshawi, 1069 nucleotides long. RefSeq names its product trypsin-1. Gene Ontology annotation, molecular function: serine-type endopeptidase activity. Bases 219 to 983 code for a protein of 254 amino acids. The record is from RefSeq and is a predicted model, not a curated record. Gene Ontology annotation, biological process: proteolysis. NCBI's taxonomy places the organism in Eukaryota, Metazoa, Arthropoda, Insecta, Diptera, Drosophilidae. The transcript has 2 exons.
CGCUGUAUGGCACUGAUUAAGCACCAUUAAGCCAUAAACUGCUUUGCCAAUUUGAUAUGUUGGGUCAUUAAACGAAAUUCGCACAUGGAAUUGGGUCAGCCAAUCCCCCGCUGGGCUGGGUAGAUAAGCUUCAGUAACAGCUCCAACGACUCGCUGGCUAUAAAAGAGCUGGAAAAUCGCACAUCGAACACAAACCAACUUCAACUUCAAUUCCAGCAAUGUGUGCAGACAACACUCCCUUCCUGUUGCUGAUCCUCGCCAUCGGCGCUGGCAAUCUUGUCCAGGCUGCGGAAGAGCCCCGCAUCAUUGGCGGCCAGUUUGCAACGCCUGGCCAGUUUCCGCAUCAGGUGUCGCUGCAGCUGAAUGGACGUCAUCAUUGUGGUGGCUCUCUGAUAUCGGACACAAUGAUCGUGACGGCGGCCCAUUGCACCCGGGGACAGAGUGCCAGCCAGAUGAAGGCGAUUGUGGGCACCAACGAUCUGAGCGCGGGCAAUGGUCAGACUAUGGCCAUUGCACAGCUCAUCAUCCAUCCGCAGUACAAUCCACAGAGCCAGGACUUUGACAUGUCGCUCAUUCGGCUCAGUAGCCCGGUGCAGUUGGGUGGUGGCGUGCAAACGAUUCAGCUGGCGGAUGCGGAUGCCAACUAUGCGGCGGACACCAUGGCGACCAUCAGCGGCUUCGGAGCAAUCAAUCAGAACCUUCAGUUGCCCAAUCGCUUGAAGUUCGCCCAGGUGCAGCUGUGGAGUCGCGACUUCUGCAAUGCGCAGAAUAUACCUGGACUCACGGAUCGCAUGGUGUGUGCAGGACAUCCCAGUGGGCAGGUCAGCUCCUGUCAGGGUGACUCGGGUGGACCGUUGACCGUUGAUGGCAAACUGUUUGGCGUUGUCUCCUGGGGAUUUGGUUGCGGCGCCAAGGGACGCCCAGCCAUGUACACGUACGUCGGCGCCUUGAGGUCCUGGAUCAAGCAAAAUGCCAAUGUUUAGCCCACCUUAUAUAUAUCCGUUUGAUUUCUAAACAUAAUCCUUAUACAGAUACCACAUAUUUUGUUCAACUUAAAUAAUAAAUUUGA